This is a messenger RNA of Serendipita indica DSM 11827, 1596 nucleotides long. The record is from the annotation of a GenBank genome assembly. Lineage: Eukaryota; Fungi; Basidiomycota; Agaricomycetes; Sebacinales; Serendipitaceae.
AUGGCAGAAAUCGCAUCAUCUUCGUCUGUUUCGUUGCCUCUCUCGGUCGUUGACCGUCUUCCUCCCGAACUCUGGAUCGGAAUCUUUUCCCUCGCCGUCAGCAUCCCCGGCGAACUCAACACGGCCGCCUCGACCAUCUUUGACCGUCCAGGAAACCCAGAAGUCGCCCUUUUACGCACCCAGCUCGUUCCAACAUCCCUCGCGAUCCUCUCCACCUCCAAGCUCUUUUACACUCUCUCCGUCUCACUCCUCUACCGUGCUAUUCUGCUUAAAUCAUCAAAGAGUGUUCAUCUUUUGCUCCGUACGCUCAACGCAUCCAAUGCUCUCGCGCAACGAGGCGGCCGCGUGCCUACUCAGCACCAAGACGACCCCGCCGUCGCGGUGACAGCUGAGCUUGGACAAAGGACAAAAAGGUUGGAUGUACGCGUCAAAUCUGGUGAUGCAUGGAAGGAACACGGCGCUCUUAUUGUCAAAUUAUUCCCCCUGCUCCCAAACCUCACUCACCUCGUCGGCUGCGGUAACUGGAAAGAACUCGAGCCAACCCUCUUCAUCCAACCUCUCACUCAACUCCGCCAUCUCCAGCUCCUUUUCGUCCCCAUCUUCGUACCCGACUCGAAAUAUCUCACUCUCUGCCGCCAAAUCGUCGAGGCACUCCCGUCCCUCUCCGUCAUCGUCUUUAGUCUCAACAGAAAUCACAAACUGUACCCUCUUCUCCCAGCGCCCUAUACAAAUCUGCGCAUCCUAGGCAGCGCCGACGGUGGACUCUACCACGACCCAUGUCAACCUGCCAAACAACUCCCAAAUCUGCGCGCACUCCAUUUGUGCCACCCAAACAGGCUCGACUUUGAUCCAAGCUUUAUGAGCGCACAUGGCGCCAAAAUUACGACAAUCGAUAUGGAAGAAUGCCCACUCAAGGAACUCAUCACCUGCGCACCUUGGUUCCCCAACCUGACCCAACUCAUCAUCGACAUUUCCUUCAACACCAUUGACGCCAUUCGCGAAGUGGUCAACCAUCAGUCCAAGAUUCGUUCCGUCCGCCGAGUGGGGCUUACCGUACUCCGACGGCAAUUCCCCAUACGAUUAUACAAAGACGCCUAUGCGACGUUUCUGUCCCUUUUCCCAAACCUCGAGGGGAUCCGGUUCAUGGAACGACGCGUCGUCGAUCUGUUGAUGACGCAGAGUGUGCAAAAGGUCCGGAUGUGGCACCAGGAUUUACUCACCAAGCGCGUCCAUCUCGAGAGGGAAGAUGGGGUUUGUAUUCUUCGAGGGUUCGACUCGCCUUGUGAUACGCGCGUCAGUCUCUUUGCCGUACUCUUUGCCUCGGCCACUCUCUUGGUGUCCGGCCUGUCCUCUCUCCAGGUGCGCUCAGACCCAACAAGUGUGUCCGUGUACCUUACUCAGACCUUCAUUUCACUCAGUCAUCGCAUCACGUACGUUCAGUCCCCCCAGACGGCUCCAGACUCGAUGAAUGCUACUCUCUCUCAGCUCGCGGCACACCACGGGAUGCACAAACGUCUCCAAGGCCAUGCAGACUACGAUCUAGCCCGGGCUGAGAUCAACAUGAACCAGGCAGAGAGAACUAUGCAAACCAAAUAA